This is a messenger RNA of Hippocampus zosterae (dwarf seahorse), 3085 nucleotides long. RefSeq names its product protein kinase C and casein kinase substrate in neurons 3 (gene pacsin3). Gene Ontology annotation, biological process: plasma membrane tubulation; cytoskeleton organization; regulation of endocytosis. Lineage: Eukaryota; Metazoa; Chordata; Actinopteri; Syngnathiformes; Syngnathidae. The coding region runs from base 519 to 1850 and encodes 443 amino acids. The record is from RefSeq and is a predicted model, not a curated record. Gene Ontology annotation, cellular component: cytoplasm; plasma membrane; endosome. Gene Ontology annotation, molecular function: protein binding; phospholipid binding. The transcript is spliced from 11 exons.
GCGGUGCAGCAUCUGAUUAUAGACACCAGUCAGGAUCGUGGAAGGAGGACACGUCGCUUUCUAGUAAAACCCAUUCUAUAAACCUUUAGAGGUAGGCGCACAUGUUUUGGUGAAACAGUAUUGUGUGUUUCAACCGAAGAGAAUACACCGAGCUUACGAACUUAUUCGGCUCGGGCAGAGGUAACCAUGGCCGAAGGUGGACGACGUCCUGUCAUCGUGGAGUAAAACUUCAGAUCAGUUCAUGUCACACUUCAUGAAGGUUUUACAAGUGAAGAAAACACAAGAACCGAACAUCGGACUGCUGAAGCGUCGCCUUGGGAGGGAAGCGACCGAUCGACCCCAGGUGGAUUUUCCUCUUGGUUUGUUCCUCCAGCUCGGAGAGAAACAGGCUUUCCUUUCUCUUCUGUCUCCCAGGCCUGAGGAGACAUCCUUUGGGACAUCUGUCCGUUUCUGUUUUUCAUCUCUGGUAAGUUUGGUCUCCAGUCGCCAUCAUUCUCUGCUGUAAGGCCGACAGCAAAAUGUCUUCCAAUGGAGACCUCAGUGACUUCGGGAGCUGCGAUAGCUUCUGGGAGCCCGGAAACUACAAGAGGACGGUGAGGCGGGUAGAUGACGGCCACCGGCUGUGUAAUGAGUUGGUCAGCUGUUUCCAGGAGCGGGCUAAGAUCGAGAAGAGCUACGCCGUUCAGCUCAGUGACUGGGCCAAGAGGUGGAGAAGUGUGGUUGAGAAAGGGCCUCAGUAUGGUACACUGGAGAAGGCGUGGCACGCGUUCAUGCAGGCGGCCGAUCGGCUCAGUGAGCUCCAUCAGGAGCUCCGUGACCGGCUGGCAGCAGAAGACAACGAGAAGAUACGAAAUUGGCAGAAAGAAGCCUUCCACAAGCAGAUGAUUGGAAGUUUCCGGGAGACAAAGGAGGCUGACGAUGGCUUCCGCAAAGCUCAGAAACCCUGGGUCCGCAAAUUGAAAGAGUUGGAUUCAAGUAAAAAGAGCUACUAUCAGGCCAGGAAGGAGGAGUGGUCAGCCAUGAACAGGGAAACGCACGCCAAGGCCGACCCAUCCAAGUCUCAAGAGGAAGUCCGCAAAUAUUCGGCCCGCGCGGAGCGAUGCAACCAAGAGGCCGAAAAGGCCAAAGAGCGUUAUGAAAAGGCCUUGGACGAGCUGAACCGCUGCAACCCCCGCUACAUGGAGGACAUGGAGCAGGUGUUUGACCUCACCCAGGAAGCUGAGCGCAAGAGGCUGUGCUUCUUUAAAGAGGUCCUGCUGGAUAUCCACACACACCUUGACCUGUCCAGAAAAGAAGGGUUCCGAGAGCUGUAUCGCGACCUAGGUCAGACCAUCCAAGCAGCUAAUGAGACAGACGAUCUGCGAUGGUGGAGAAACACCCACGGGCCUGGCAUGAGCAUGAACUGGCCACAGUAUGAGGAGUGGACUCCGGAGACAAAUCGGACCAUCAGCAGGAAGGAGCGAGGUAUAAACUCUCACGACAGCGUCGUUACCCUCACCAACAUCGUCUCCUCGGGAGGAAAUGACGUCCCACCUAGUCCCAUCACCCAGAAUGCAAUCAGGGUUGUGAAGGAUGAUUCUUCCGACUGGUCAGACGAGGAGAACCUAAAGAAGUUGGCUUUGAACGGUGUUGGAGAAGCGGGGGAUAAAGGGGACCCGCAGGUAGAGGGUGUGCGAGUCCGGGCGCUCUAUGAUUACUCGGGCCAGGAGGCUGACGAACUCAGCUUCAAAGCAGGUGACGAAUUGCUGAAGCUGGGCGAGGAAGACGAGCAGGGCUGGUGUAAAGGACAGCUGAGCAGCGGCCAAGUGGGCCUCUAUCCCGCCAACUACGUCCAGCUGGGUGCAUCCUGAUGACCCACCCUCGCCGUCCACAUGGCUGACGGUACAACGAAACUCAAGAUGCCUGGACCAAUCCCAAAACGAUCAGUGCUGCCAUGGCGGCACAUUUGGACAAUUCCGAAUUCAUGUGUAAAACUCAUCACAGUUGUUUUUUUCCCCUUCUUUAUUUGUCUGUUGAGCACAAAACAUAGAAAGAAUUACCAAGAGAUAUGAAACAGGUUUGGUUCCAAACUGUGAUUCUCGGCUUUACAUGUUCUCGUGAGUUAUCUUGUUACAUGCGCAUUUCAUGAAAGAAGAAAUCCCUCAUCUCGAGGGAGCAGCCACCUAACUUCAUCAUACUUUUCUAGAGUGUCCGAAUCGAGUCUGACAUUAAGUCAGUGGGACGCUACGCACGGUAGCUCGAAUGCUAGCCAGGUUCAAAGAUAAGCUAAGCUAACUUGUGGCAACAUAUGAGUGGCAUUGCAUGAUAAAAUGCCACAAUGAACUUUACAGUCGUCGCUUUUCAACACUAAAAUCCAAUGAAAUAUUGUAAACAGAAAGUUAUAUUGAAAAGUCAAAUAUAUGUUUCAAACCAAAAGAGUAUUUUAGGUGAAGUUUGAGUUCAGCUAUAGAUUGCUUCACUUUGGUUUUUCUUCCCUCCUGUCUGUCUGAGGGAUGACAUCGCCUGCUGACUGAUGGUGCCGUGCUCAAGGCCUGCCGUCAUCUCAGCAGAGGAUGCACAAAAGUGUAUUUGUUCCCAGGAGCAGUUUCCGGAGGAUAUUUGUGACAUGAAUUCAGUGAAUCUGCCACCCUCCCUUGCCCUCCCUGAGCUUCACUUUUUAAUGACUACGUACGGCACGUUCAUGUUGAUUGUGACAUUGCAUUCACUUGACCUGUUCUAUCUUAUAGCUGUGUGUAAUGGCUUUUUUUUCUCUUCAUAUUUCUGGUUUCCUUGACUAUACUGAUGCUGGGGGGCUAGACUUCGAAGAUUUGAUCUCUGCUGAUUUUGAGUGUCAAACUUUGGUGUGGUUUAAGUUGCCGUGCAAACAACAAGUAGCACGCUUGUUAAAUGUUUCCAUUUAAGGGUUUAGGCUUGUGGCAAGUUUGACAUUUGUCAUAAUUUCAUUGGAUUAAUUUAAUGACAAUGACCUUUCUAACAUCAUUUAAAAGCGUCUGCACCCAUUUCAGAGUCCUUUCUUCCCUCACUGUGUAUUCUGUACAGCGCAUCAAGUUGUAAAAAGCAACAAUAAAGAUCUUUCUACAAUACA